Molecule: messenger RNA, 1744 nt
Organism: Argentina anserina (silverweed cinquefoil)
Lineage: Eukaryota; Viridiplantae; Streptophyta; Magnoliopsida; Rosales; Rosaceae
Exons: 6
Coding region: 269-1408 (379 amino acids)
Source: RefSeq, a predicted model, not a curated record
GAGUAGGAAACGAAGCCGACGAGAAACAGGGGAUUCACAACCCGCUUAGCUUUCUAUAUCCAGAGUCUCUCUGAUCCUCACUCUCCAGCUUCGUUAAGUUUCCUCGUUCUCUCACUCCUGAUUUAAACUGGGUUUUAAUCAGAAUUUAUUAACUUACAGUAGAAAUUUCAGGACUUGUGGGUUUUGAAGAUUGUAUGAUCAUCUAAGAUCGAGCUCUGCAGGGUUUAAGGGACUUGACUCACUUGAGGGUUUCGCUUACUUGGCGAAGAUGAUGCUUCAUUUUCAAGACCCAGCAAAGCUCAAGACCAAGAAGAUUGUGUUUGAAGAGGCGUAUGCUGCUCGUGAUUCCGCAACACUUGAGCAACUGAAAGAGUUGAGCUCUAAGCGCAAGAUUCUCGAGGAGUCUACCAAUACGACGAGCCCUAUAUCUAAGGCAAUUGCAAGGGAAAUGUCUGGAGGGUUAACUUCCCAGUCUGAACAGGUUCUUCAAAAAAUGGAAUUGUAUCUUCCAGUGUUGGAAAAUUUGUUCUUUCACAUUGAUUUGAUCGGCAGCAACGAACAGAUAGUUCAGUGGACUUCAGAACUGAAGAUACAAUGGACUAGUGCUCUAAGUUCAUCAUCCUUCUUUAACUUUGGCGGUUCCAAAUGUUUCCAAAUAAAUGACUUGCGAUUUGAAAUUGUGAUGACUCUUUUCCUUUAUGGUGCAAUACUUCGGGAGAGAGCAUUAGAAGUUCUUCCAUCAGACCUUUUAAAAUCUGUGACCCUUUCCAGAGAAGCUGCUGGUGUUUAUCACUAUCUUGCUCAUGAGGUCCUUCCUUCUCUACAGCCUUCAGUCCCUGUGGAUAAGCCACCAGAAGUUGUCCCAUCUGUGUCCACUGUCAUGAGCCUUAUUUGUUUGGCUGAGGCCCAGGCAGUAACAAUAAAGAGGGCUGAAGAAAAAGGUACCAGUGUUGGUCUUUUGGCGAAGUUGCAUUAUGGUGUUGUGGGAUUGCUGAAUGAAGCCACAGAUGCUUUACAUACAGCCUCCAUGGAAUGCAAAGAUAUAUCUUCGCGCUUAGUGGAAUUUAUCAUAUCUUGCAAAGCAUUGCAUGAGUUAACAAGUCAGAAAUACUUAGCUGAAAGCCUGAAGAAUAGUGGUCAAUUCGGGGUUGCUGUUGGACUCCUUCGACAAGCGUUGGGCAAUGCGAAACGGAAAAUACCUAGUGAAGAAUCUUGGAAAUCUUCAUUCAAGCAGGAAAUUGAUAAUUUUGCCGAAUCACUCAGGAAGCAUGAACAGGAAAAUGAAAUUGUGUGGCAUGAGAAAGUCCCCUUUGAUGAUGAGUUGCCGAAACCAAAUGGUAACAAAAUCGCUAGUAUCAUACCUUACAAUCCCAAAAGAUGGGAAAGAGAACUUGCAUUGAAUAUUUAACUGUAUAGAAGGAAAAAUACUAAUUGUAAAGUUUUCUUGGCCUCCUUAGGCCCUCAGAUGAAACAACAAGAGCUAAUUAAGAUCAAUGGCUUCCUUAUUCUUUUAUGGGAGUGGUGGAUGUAAUACUUGGUGUUAAUACUUCUCUACCGCAUAUUGGAUAUUGGAUGUGUGUGUGAAUUGAAGAAGCAAAUGACCACUUUAGUUGACAUGUUGGCCUCUUUGGUUGACAUUUAUGGCUGACAUUGUCUUUCUCUUGUUGCAUGUUUAGCAUUUUUUUUGUUGACAAUCUUGCUUGAAGCAUGUUGUUCCAUGAGUUGGAGUGAUUUUUCUUUUAUU